Messenger RNA from Cervus elaphus (red deer), 1432 nucleotides. It is a transcript of the gene TLDC2, whose product is annotated as TBC/LysM-associated domain containing 2. Gene Ontology annotation, cellular component: nucleus. Lineage: Eukaryota; Metazoa; Chordata; Mammalia; Artiodactyla; Cervidae. Bases 247 to 900 code for a protein of 217 amino acids. The record is from RefSeq and is a predicted model, not a curated record. Gene Ontology annotation, biological process: response to oxidative stress. The transcript is spliced from 7 exons.
UGCCCGCCGGAGAACCAGGGUACAGAGCUAAAUCUGCUUCGUACAGACCUCCAGGUGGACAGGGUUGGUUCCGGAAGUGGCCCCUUCUCUGUGGGAUCCCGGAGAUGCACUAGGGAAGCCAUCAGGCUGGACAAGCUGGAAGAGGUCACCAGAGGUUGACACUUGGCAAAGUCUCAUCCAGCGCUGCCUCCUCCCUGGCAGGGCUGAAGGUUUACUUACUGCCCCUGGCUGAGCUCGGACAGAAGAAUGAAAAGUCUCCGCUGGCGUUACACUCGGCUGCCCAGCCAGGUGGAGGAUGCUCUGUCUGGGGAGGAGGACAAGGAAGAGGAGGAGGAAAAGGAGGAGGCGGCAACCCCAGCCCCAGCUCCGGUUCCUGAAGGCCCCGUGGUGCCCCAGCUGGCAGGAGCCAGCCAGGUUCUGGGAGCCUCGGAGAUGAGUCAGCUCAGUCUCCACCUGCCGCCGAGAGUCACUGGAUACUCCUGGAGGCUGGCCUUCUGCACGUCGAGGGACGGCUUCAGUCUGCGGAGCCUGUACAGGCAGAUGGAGGGCCAGAGUGGGCCGGUGCUGCUGAUGCUGAGAGACCAGGACGGCCAGAUGUUUGGCGCCUUUUCCUCCUCGGCCCUUCGACUCAGCAAAGGCUUCUACGGUACUGGCGAGACCUUCCUCUUCUCCUUCUCUCCACAACUGAAGGUCUUCAAGUGGACAGGAAGCAACUCUUUCUUUGUGAAAGGCGACUUGGAUUCUCUGAUGAUGGGCUGUGGCAGUGGCCGCUUUGGGCUGUGGUUGGAUGGAGACUUGUACCGCGGGGGGAGCCACCCCUGUGCGACCUUCAACAAUGAGGUGCUGGCCCGGCAGGAGCAGUUCUGCAUCAGUGAGGUGGAGGCCUGGGUCCUGAGCUGACGCCACGGUGGGCAGCCUCCUGAGGCCACAGGCGUUCAGACCUGCCCCCGGAUGCCGCCGAGGCCGCGCUCACCCAGGGCGGCCCGUUCCGUCCGAAACACAGAUGGUGAGGUGUCCGGUGUGGACUGUGGCUGAGAGCAGCCUCCGUCGCCUGAGGACCAAGAUAGGUGUGGAGCCAGGCCACAUUCUACUAGAGAGGGGAUCUGAGGGAGUAAAAGACAGUUAUACCUCACCCAAGCACCAUAAAAUUCUGCAGGAAAAUGAUCCUUUUAGAGAGUACACAGUUAAUGUGUGUUUAUUGUAGAAAAACCAGAAGAUAUAAAAAAAAUUAAAAUUGCCUAAAAUUCAACCACCCCCUAAAACACUUACGUUUUCAUGUAUAUCCUUCCAGACAGUUUUCCAAGGAGGUGUAUGGGAUUCUUAAAAAAUGGGAUUCUUCUCUAUAUGCUUUGGACAGUAUUUUAAUUUAAAGAGUAUUGUCAAACCAGACACCUAACUCAACCAGUGAAAUUAAUAAAGACUCCAAAAUAGC